Molecule: messenger RNA, 864 nt
Organism: Suillus clintonianus
Lineage: Eukaryota; Fungi; Basidiomycota; Agaricomycetes; Boletales; Suillaceae
Exons: 1
Coding region: 169-777 (202 amino acids)
Source: RefSeq, a predicted model, not a curated record
AAGAAUCUCUUUCUUGCGUUCCAAGUCCUCGUGCUCCUCCUUCGUGAGUUUCAUUCCAUGGAAAUAGGCCUCCUCGUCCGCAAUCUCCUUCCUCAGGAGCUCGAUCUGCUGCACCUCACGUUUUGUCAGGUAUUCCUGGCGAGAGUGCAAUCGCAGUGAAGGAAGUGCAUGCGUCCGUGCUUCGGUGUCGUCUGCCAGUUGUCGACGUUGUGCAGCCUCGGCCGCUGCACCUGCGUUACGAGAGGAGCGAUCUUCGACGACCUUUUUCACCUUUUCCCGAUCUUUUUCACGCACCCGCUCAGCAAACGCGUCUCGUUCCUUCAUAUCGUGCACCCGUUCUCGUUCUUUUCUCUCAUCCUCGUCUUCCGGGAUGUCCAUCACCUCAUCCUCAUCCACAUUGGUUUCAACAUCAUCAGGUUUCCGCCGCUUCCGAGUCUUCUCUUCCUCGUCGCUUUCCCAUUCUUUGCUAUCGUGCUCUCUCUUCCUGAGAUGUCGGUCGCGCUUCUCCUUACCGCUCCCUCUAUCCUCCUUCCGCUUCUCCUUGCUGCUACGUCCCUCCUCCUUCCGUUUUCCCUUCAACUCGGAAACGCCAGGGGUAGCCUCAUCCUCAAGCAGGAACUCAAACCUGCGGGAAUUCAGUGCCUUUGCAUCCUUCUCCGCUUGCUUCCGUGCACUGUCUGCCGAAGACUUGUGUUUGCUCUUCCUGGGAACACGAGAGAAGAGCUCAUUAAUGAAUACAUGUGCGUCGGGGGUGUUUGGGAGGCCAGAAGCGGUUAGAGAGGAGAAAAGAGCGUCUGGUGUUUUUGAUGUCGAUGCUAGAAGAAAAUAUUUAAAUAAUGGCAAGUAGGUACAUGCAGAAUGGUC